UUUGUCUUCAGAAAGGGGCGGUUGUUGUUAAGUGGACCUGGCUCGGGUAUGGUGCACCGUUUCGACGACCAUUGGUUAUGAAGACCCUCCAUGCGGCCAUCAACACUGUGUUGAAGCGAAGGUUUCCUCGCGAAGUUCCAUAAUGGAUAUUGGAAUGUAGCUGUGAACUCAACUACCAUCCCAUGCCGCUUGUGUCAGUGUUCACCGUGUGUAGCGGCAGGAUGAAAAAGUCUUUAAAAGUGUUUGUCACAGCCAUGCUUGUUCUUGCUGCUCGCGAACUCUCAUAUUAUGGCUACAAAGAUAAGGAACUGCAUCGCGAGGCCAUGGAGGUCCGCUCACGUACAUAUAUGCCAAAUAAGGGUACGAUUCAAGCGGCACUGAAUAACAGAGGUGAAAUAUACAAUGCCCCAAACGUUACCAUUACAGCUGACAACAAGGUAUCGGGUGUGGGUGAACGUUUGAUUGAGGGGAAUAAUACAAUGAAUCUUCAUCAAAACAACACGGUAAAGACGAUGGCAAGCAAUACUACCAAUACAUCAGCAUCGGAGGAAUUGAAAACAAGCAUCAUGAACUUUUUUCACAUAAGUGAUGAAUCUAAGAGGGAUCCAUUGCUUAAUUUGCAUAAAUUUGCAUACGAUAUAAAUUCAGCGGUAUGCAAAAAGCACAAACCGGAUAUUAUAACCUUUAUACAUUCUGCCACUAAAAACUAUGAGAGACGGAUGUUAGUGAGAAAUACAUGGGGAACAUUCACAGUCAUUCGGGGAUUCACCUUGUCACACGUGUUCAUGGUCGCGAGGGCAUAUGAUAAAAACGUGCAGAAAAAAAUAGAUGAGGAGAAUGAAACUUACGGAGAUAUAGUUCAAGGACAGUUCAUUGAUAGUUACAGGAAUCUGACGUAUAAGCAUGUGAUGGGUAUUCAUUGGGUGCUAUCUAACUGUCCAUCUGCCAAACUCAUUGUCAAAGCUGACGAUGAUGUACUUAUCAACGUCUUCAACCUUGUCGAAUACAUUUCCAAAACCGACUUCCGUCAACAUUUCCUAUAUUGCGAACUUUACUACGAUGGGCUUACACGAAGAGAGAAAUUGAGCAAGUGGUAUGUGAAAAGGAGAGAUUAUCCAUUCGACAACUAUCCGACGUAUUGCUCAGGAAUGGCCUAUUUAAUGUCACCGGAUGUCGCAAGGGAACUGUACAAAGCGUCUGAAAACACGCGAUUCUAUUGGGUGGAUGACGUUUAUGUCACCGGUAUCCUUGCGCUGAAAGUGAACCCGACGUUUCGGCCCAUGGUGGAACAUCAUGACUGGCGGCAGAUGAAGAACUAUUACAGACGUCAUAUGAAUCAGUUCAUGUUCCUCCUAGGGACUCGGUUGUGGGAAACGCUUUGGAAAGCAACUUUGAAAGUUGCGCCAGAAAACUGGAAAAGCAAGACCUAGAUUCUGGAGUAUUGCGCGAUUGUAAGUCGGAGUGACUAUUGCGUCUUUCCCUUCCGGUUUCGACAGGAUGUAUACCAUUUUUUUUAGAUAAUUUUUAUUUUAUUUUUGUUCUUUGCUUUUGUUGUUGAUUUUAAAUUGUUAAUGCCAUAAUUGUAUAUUUGUGGUCGUGAAAGGUUUUUGAAUGCUUAGAGUGAGUAUUUCGUCUGUGAGUAUGUCGAACUAAUACUUUAUAGUAGAUGUUAACAAUUUCUAAAAAUCUUAUUUUUAUAUUAUCUCAUUACCUUUGAAUCAAAAUAGAAAACUACGCAUGGAAAUCUAGGAAGGGUCAUUAAAAUUAUUGAUAAUU
Molecule: messenger RNA, 1776 nt
Organism: Haliotis rubra (blacklip abalone)
Lineage: Eukaryota; Metazoa; Mollusca; Gastropoda; Lepetellida; Haliotidae
Product: beta-1,3-galactosyltransferase 5-like
Exons: 2
Coding region: 183-1430 (415 amino acids)
Cellular component (GO): membrane
Molecular function (GO): hexosyltransferase activity
Source: RefSeq, a predicted model, not a curated record